AUGGCCACAAGGGGACUCGCCCCGACACCACGGGCCAACAAUGCCGGUGGUUUUGGUCUCUUCCGCACCGCUGUCCUGGGUCUUACAAAAGCCCUGACGCUGGGCGUGUCUUCCGUCGCCGCCGCGCCCCUACACGCCGUAACCCAUCCUGACAAUGAGCCCGAAGCCGAAGGCAAUUCUUUUUGGCCCCUCAUGGGCGCCUCCAUCGCCCUCGUUCUCCUUGGAGGUGCUUUUGCCGGGUUGACCAUCGCCCUGAUGGGACAAGACAGCAUCUACCUCCAAGUCCUUGCCGGCGACCCCGACGAAUCUCAGUCCAAGAACGCUAAGCGCGUCUACAAUCUGCUCAAGAAGGGAAAACAUUGGGUUUUGGUGACUCUGCUCCUCUCCAAUGUCAUUGUGAACGAGUCUUUGCCCGUCGUACUGGACCGCUGUCUUGGUGGAGGUGUUGAGGCUGUUGUCGGCAGCACUGUGCUUAUUGUCAUCUUUGGCGAAGUUGUUCCUCAAUCGGUCUGCGUUCGAUACGGUCUUCAAAUCGGUGGCUACAUGUCCAAGCCGGUUCUACUGCUCAUGUGGCUUAUGGCGCCCAUUGCUUGGCCUACGGCUAAGCUUCUCGACUGGGCGCUCGGCGAGGACCACGGCACCGUGUACAAAAAGAGCGGCUUGAAGACCCUGGUCACACUGCACAAGUCCCUUGGCGAAGUUGGUGAACGCCUGAACCAAGAUGAGGUUACCAUCAUCAGUGCUGUUCUGGAUUUGAAGGAGAAACCCGUCGAGAAUGUCAUGACUCCUAUGGACGAUGUCUUCAUCAUGGCCGAGGAUACUGUUCUUGACGAGAAGACCAUGGACCAGAUUCUUUCCGAAGGCUACUCCCGUAUUCCCAUUCACGCAACCGGAAAGCCGACCGACUUUGUCGGCAUGCUCCUGGUCAAGAUCCUCAUAACGUACGACCCGGAAGAUUGCUUGCAGGUGAAGGAUUUUCCCCUGGCCACGCUGCCCGAGACCCGUCCUGAGACCAGCUGCCUGGAUAUUGUGAACUUCUUCCAGGAGGGCAAAUCCCACAUGGUGCUGGUUUCCGAAUAUCCUGGUGCUGAUUACGGUGCGAUUGGUGUCGUCACCCUCGAGGACGUUAUUGAGGAGCUUAUUGGAGAGGAAAUUAUUGACGAGUCGGAUGUCUACAUUGACGUACACAAGGCCAUUCGUCGCAUGACUCCUGCUCCCAAGGCGAGAACUCCCAAGAGGGCAGGACAACCUUCCCCGAGGCCUAUUCCCGAAGACGGCGAUCUCAUCCAGUUUGGCGAAGAAUCGCAUCCCCCGUACGAACGCAACGGAUCCAUCAGUGCUCUCAGCGAUGCCCCGGAGAACCUCUCUAGUAGUGCGCCGAGGACGACGUUCUUGAUGAGAAGGAGUUCUGCCGGUCCGGACGGGCGCAUGACUUCUUCUACUGUUCCAGUCAAGGCCACGUUUGACGAGGCUAAGCAGCAUCUCAAGCACCUUGGACCCUCCAAUCGCGCUUCGAAUCCUAAGAACACAAAGUCCACGACAGUCAAGAUCAAGCCGGUUCCGACUGGUGUGCCUCUGUCCCAGAUUCACAGCCCCUCUCCGGCUCUCCGCCCCGCCUCCGUGGCCGGUGACGUCAGCGAAGAUAGGCUGGAAGACGAGACAGACGAACACACACCUCUCGUGCGUCCUAUGCUCACCGGAAAGGGCGGUGUCCACGCGAUCCGUAAGAGUUAUGGCGGGGCGGGUAUGAGCGAGACCCAGGUCAGGCUCUCAAGUGGUGGUCACGAUGCUGAAGAUGGCAAGAAUGCUCCUGACUUAGACGUGCCCCCGACCGUUCCCGAAAACGGUAGCUCCGAAGUGACGCGAACCGGGAAUUCCGAAACUGCCCGAGCAGACUUGACCAUUAUCGUCUCUCCCGGCCGGGCCAGCAGCGCGACAAGCGUGGCGAGCAUCGUUGAAGAAGGAUCUGCUACGCCCAAGCGCCGGCCUCUUGUUCGAAGCGGUAGCAUCAGUGAGAAUGUGGUUGAGACCAGCAGUGGUGUGCGGAAGAUCAUUAUCCAGGCCGCUAGCUCAGAUUCCGACGAGGCCGGGUCUAAGGGAUCUUCAGAACAGCGGUCCCGGACGACCAGCCAGAUCCGUGUGCAGUCUUCCAGUCACGAUUCCGAAGGCGAAGAAAAUGACGGCGAUGGUGCGUCCAGCACUGCACAAAGCACCAACAACAGUCAACAAGCGAGUAAAAAGAAGAACAGGAGGAAGAAGAGGAAAAACAAAUCUUAA
Messenger RNA from Colletotrichum higginsianum IMI 349063, 2277 nucleotides. RefSeq names its product Duf21 and cbs domain protein. Gene Ontology annotation, biological process: magnesium ion homeostasis. NCBI's taxonomy places the organism in Eukaryota, Fungi, Ascomycota, Sordariomycetes, Glomerellales, Glomerellaceae. The record is from RefSeq and is a predicted model, not a curated record. The transcript has 4 exons. Bases 1 to 2277 code for a protein of 758 amino acids. Gene Ontology annotation, cellular component: intracellular membrane-bounded organelle.